Molecule: messenger RNA, 387 nt
Organism: Aphanomyces invadans
Lineage: Eukaryota; Oomycota; Saprolegniomycetes; Saprolegniales; Verrucalvaceae
Exons: 2
Coding region: 1-387 (128 amino acids)
Cellular component (GO): cytoplasm
Molecular function (GO): cysteine synthase activity
Source: RefSeq, a predicted model, not a curated record
AUGGACAGCCCGCUCCACUUUUGCAACGUAACCAAGCACAUGAAUCCGUGGUGUUUUGGGCCAGAUCAAUUCGAAAAUGCAGCCAACAGCGAAGCCCAUUAUGUUGGCACUGGGCCAGAGAUCUGGCGGUAUAAACCACCGGACAACUCGAUGGGCACGGGAGGCACCGUCGGGGGCGUGUCCAGAUUCCUCAAGGAGCAAAACCAGUCGUUUCAAGUGUGGCACUUCGACCCGAUUGAAGGCGGGGCGUCGUCCGACUAUGUCAACACCAAGCAGUCUACAAUCGGGCCCGAUGGCUUUGAGUUUAUUCUAAAGCGCGAUGGUGCCACGGUCAGUCGUGUAGUAGUGCGCGUUCUUCCGGCGCUCAAGUUGGCCAUGGACGCGUAG